Molecule: messenger RNA, 654 nt
Organism: Coccidioides immitis RS
Lineage: Eukaryota; Fungi; Ascomycota; Eurotiomycetes; Onygenales; Onygenaceae
Product: glutathione transferase
Exons: 1
Coding region: 1-654 (217 amino acids)
Source: RefSeq, a predicted model, not a curated record
AUGUCGCUCAAACCAUUCAAAAUUUAUGGCACUCUCCUGGGCCCCAACCCUUUCAAAGUUGCCACCGUUCUCUCGGAACUCUCUCUCCCUUACGAAGUCGUCCAAGUGGCCCGUGAAGAUAUCAAAGGCGAGGCCUUCACUGCUUUGAACCCCAAUGGUCGUCUCCCAGCCCUUGUGGACCCCAACAAGGAUGAUUUUACCAUUUGGGAAUCUGGCGCCAUCGUCAACUACCUCAUCACCGAAUACGACACCGAACACAAACUGAGUUUCCCUGUCGGCACCAAAGAGUACCACCUAACCCAGCAAUGGCUCCAUUUCCAAAUGUCCGGCCAGGGUCCCUACUACGGACAGUGGUUCUGGUUCAAGAAUUACCAUUCUGAGCAAUUGCCGAGCGCGGUCGAACGCUAUGCGAACGAGGUGAGACGAGUGACCGUCGUGUUGGACAAGUGGCUUGAAAACAAGCAGUUUUUGGUUGGCGACAAAUACACCUUCGCAGACCUUGCCUUUUUUCCCUGGCAGAUGUUGGUACCAUCUCUGACAGGGGUGGAUAUUGAAAAAGAGGCUCCGAACGUGCAUCGGUGGAUGGAAAAUAUGAAAAAUAGACCGGCUGUCGCGAAGGUAAUCGAAGAACAAAAGGCUUCCAAGUGGAAUUAG